Molecule: messenger RNA, 2739 nt
Organism: Anopheles marshallii
Lineage: Eukaryota; Metazoa; Arthropoda; Insecta; Diptera; Culicidae
Product: fibulin-1
Exons: 15
Coding region: 1-2739 (912 amino acids)
Biological process (GO): extracellular matrix organization
Molecular function (GO): calcium ion binding; peptidase activator activity
Source: RefSeq, a predicted model, not a curated record
AUGAUUUUGAAAAGAUUUGAAAAAUCGCAGCAAACGUUGCUGCUGGUUUUGGGAACUCUCGGCUUGCUGCAACCUGCAUUUGGAGAAACUAUUGCGAUCGAGCAGAUCCUUUCGCUAUGCUGCCAGCAGGGUGAGGAAUGGGGUUUGCAGAGCCGGACAUGCUCCAGCUACAACGAAUCCCUGGAGCUGGUACCAGCUGGGCUGCACGGAUUGUGCCUAUCGACGAUCGAAAUAUGUUGCUCGAAGCAGCACAAAAUUUACCAAUGUACGGCCGGCCAUAUAGCCGCCCGGCAGGGCCGCAGCUGUUCCCCGAAAGGUGACCAGUCGGGAUCGGAAUUUUACACGGAUUGUUGCGAAGCGUGCAAAAUAGGGCUGGUGGUUGGCUCGAGUGCCAACAAGUGCUCGGUGGAACCGUUCGCCUUCGGCAGUCCCUGGGACGAAAUCUACGACGAUUGCUGCAACGACAUCAAGAAAAAAGUUGGACAAGAUGAGCCCCGUUUGUGUGAGCAAUUCCCUACAAUCUGCUCGCAGGUGUGCGAAAACGUCGAGGAUGGUUCGUAUGUAUGCAAGUGCCAUCCUGGCUUCGAGCUGAUGGAUGACAACAAAACCUGUGCGCCUGUUUCGGACGAGGAUAAUGAAGCACUCGAGCGGAAAAGCUGUUCCCAUGGAUACCAGUAUAAUAAGCACACGGGCGAGUGUGAAGAUGUCGAUGAGUGUGAGACGGGUGAGGCCACGUGUAACUCGGUGAACCAAGUUUGCCGUAAUACACGCGGAAGCUUCGUGUGCAUUGAUAUCCUCCCGCCGGACAUUGCCUGUGACGCAGGGUACGAACUGAAGAGUGGCAAAUGUGAAGACAUCAACGAGUGCGAGGAGGACGGUGCCUGCGACGAAGGAUAUCAUUGCGUCAACAUCGAUGGGUCGUACGAGUGUAUUGCUGUGGUGAAAAAUUAUCCAACUCCACCGAGGAAGAAGGUGGAAACGUGUACGCCUGGUUUCCGGAGACAUAAUGAUCAGUGCGUGGAUAUUGAUGAGUGUGCGGCCGAUAAGAAUGCCUGCGACAGCAAUCAGGUGUGCACGAACGAAAUCGGUGGAUUCAGGUGUGAUUGUAAAAUUGGAUUCAAUCUGGAUAGCGUUACGAACGCUUGCGUUGACAUCAACGAGUGUCAGGUGAACGCCCACGAGUGUCUGGAGACGCAACGGUGCGACAAUACGAUCGGAUCCUACACCUGCAUCCGGCUGCAAAGCUGCGGCACCGGGUACACUCUGAACGCUGAAACGGGCAACUGUGACGACGAUGACGAGUGUGCGCUCGGACGUCACAACUGUCGGCCACCGUUCGAAUGCUUCAACACCAAGGGUUCGUUCCGGUGUCGUCAGCUGUCCAGAUACCACACGCUGACCAGUACGUCCACGUCGACCAGCACCACUACGAGUACCACCGAGCGGCCAUCUUACCAAGGUGGUUACGGUCAGUAUCCAGCCUCGCGCUACUCGCCCUACCAGCCGCAUCUUCCACCGUGUGGAAUUGGAUUCGAGCGGAAUGCUAUGGGUGCAUGCGUUGAUAUUGAUGAAUGUGCACGAGGAGCUAGCUGCCACCGACAUCAGCAGUGCAUUAAUACGAAUGGAUCGUACCGCUGUCGCGACCUGCUGACCUGUCCAGUCGGAUACCGUGUUAAUGAUGACAUUACGGAGUGCUUGGAUAUCGAUGAAUGUGCUAGCGGUGAGGCAAUCUGUGGUCCGGAACAGACGUGCAAGAACAAGAAGGGAGGUUAUGUGUGCAUCUGUCCGCCGGGUCAUAUGAUCGGACGGAACAAGCGGUGCGAGGACAUUGAUGAGUGUGCCGUGCAUGGGUCGAAGGUGUGUCAGCAAAAUUCAAACUGCAUCAACACGAUCGGUUCGUACCGGUGUGAUUGCAAGGAAGGGUUUAAGAAUGGGCCGAACGAGAUGGUUUGCACGGACGUGGACGAAUGCAAGGACAUCCCUGGGCUGUGCCACCAGAGGUGCCUUAACUACUGGGGUUCGUAUCGGUGUGCGUGUCAUCCGGGUUACAGGCUAAGCCUCAACAACCGAACCUGUGACGAUGUGGAUGAGUGCGAGGAGUACAAGUCGGCCAAUCUGUGCGUGGGCAUCUGCGAGAAUACGCCCGGUUCGUAUGCUUGCCGUUGCCCGCAAGGCUACAAGCUGGGAGCUGAUGCUCGAAGCUGCAUAGAUAUUGACGAAUGCCAAACCGGAGCUGUAUGCAAUGGACGCCACGACAUUUGUACGAACAUUGGUGGAAGCUACCGUUGCACCACCAUCGAGUGUCCCUACGGCUAUAGACACGAUACGGAUCGUAGAAACCGUUGCCAGCGAAACAACCGGUACUGUAAUACCGAUGACAUGGAAUGCAUACGGAAGCCGCACUCGUACUCGUACAAUUUCCUAACGAUCGUGUCCAACAUUCUGCUGCCACCGGAGGGUCGCGGAUUGUUUACACUAGCCGGUCCGUCGAACUUCCAGAUGAUCGAUUUCGAUCUGAAGCUUGUAUCGGUCGAUGCGGCUCCGCACGUGAAAUCCGUCGAUAUUCACUAUUUCGGGCUCGAAAAACGAACGAACGAAGCACAACUCAAUUUGCGAAAGAGCAUCGAAGGACCGCAAGACAUUGAGCUGGAGCUGAGCAUGAGCGUGUUCCAGAAUGGUGAACUGUACGGCACUAAUGUGGCCCGGCUGUUCCUGAUGAUAUCGGCGUAUGAAUAUUAA